AUGCAGCCACAUUCAUCCAAAAGACAUCUCACGCUUGACGGGACCGACUUCCACUAUAUCUCGUCAGGCAACCAGCAGGGCCGUCUCGCUGUCUUAUUACAUGGGCUAGGCGGCUCAACAGAAACAUUUCGAGACCUGCUACCCUCCAUACCGUCCAGCUAUCACAUCGUCAGCAUAGACGUCGAAGGAUUCGGGAAGACACCUCUCAACGAGGGAAAGCCUCUGUCGUUUGCACGCUAUGUCUCCGACUUACACGAUCUCAUCACACAUGUUCAGGAACAUCCUUCAACCUCGACGGCAGAAACGAGGAACGGUGCCAGCAGCAACAGCAGCACAGAACCCGUCCUCCUUGUCGGCCACUCACUUGGCGGCAUCAUCGCCUUACACUAUGCUACCCUGUACCCCGCCGAAGUGGCAGGACUUUUACUUCUGGGGCCAGGUCGUUCCGUGAGAAGUAUUCCGCCGGCACAACAGCGCAUGCGAGAUCUUGCGAAAACAGCGCGCGAGAAAGGUAUGGAUCAGGUUGGGCAGAUCGCUGUCAAGACGAAUUUCCCAGCGGAUCGCGCCAACGACGGCGCCCACGAACAGCAGGUGCUCGGCGCAGUGGCCUCUUGCUCUGCUGAAGCGUAUGCGGCCACGGCAGAGUUGGUCGCCAGCGAUGAUCACCAUGACCCCGAUUACAGUCUCAUCAGGUGUCCUGCUGUCUUUGUGGCUGGUGACAAGGACAUGAUUAGCCCACCGCAGAGGUCAAAGGAUAUCAGUAGUUUGGUCGGAGGGCCUUCUGAAGUUGUGGUGGUCAAAAGCGGUCAUCAGAUGAUUCUGCAGGAUAUUGAGGGAGUGGCAAAGGCGCUCGACAAGUUACUGGCGAUGCUGUGA
Molecule: messenger RNA, 876 nt
Organism: Cladophialophora psammophila CBS 110553
Lineage: Eukaryota; Fungi; Ascomycota; Eurotiomycetes; Chaetothyriales; Herpotrichiellaceae
Exons: 1
Coding region: 1-876 (291 amino acids)
Source: RefSeq, a predicted model, not a curated record